GUGCACCGCAAAGAAACGAAAUCGUGUUCGCGUUAAAUGUCAUUGUGCAAUUAAUUAUCUAGAUAGUAUUAUAGAAGAUUAUUAACUUGGAUGUCGGGAAUGGAUGACGUCUACGACAUUGACACACUAAAGAAAAGAAUAUCAAAACGAAGAGAAGUGAAUGAUAGCUAUGCAUUUACGUAUCGUACGUAUAAAGCGAGCGCGACACCGGUUAUUGGUUAAUAUAUGGACAGUGAUAGCCACCAAAUAGCCAUAAUGACGUUCCCUUGAGUACGAUCAAAUCUGUUCUAGUCUCUCUCUCUCUCUCUCUAUCUCUCUCUAUCUCUCUCUAUCUCUCUCUCUCUCUCUCUAUCUCUCUUGAUACGUUCAGUUAUGUCACCGAUGCAACACACCGUACAAUCCCUCCGUAACGUACGUACGAUCGCGUUAAACGUCCGAGACGUAAUUCGCGAGUGAGAGAAAUACAGCAGGGCCUCGAUUCCGAACGGAAACUCGGAAUUCGCAUCGGCCAACAUCGUGAAUUUCAAUUUACGACGAACCGAGCAUAGAACGGACCGACAGAAUUACGGGCGUGAUUCGCAAUUACGCCUUGCCAAUCCGUUUAUCAUUCAAGGAGUGUUUAGACAGAAGUUUUAAUGCUAUUCAAUACCGGGAAAAUGAUCCGAGAUUACCUGAUGCUGCUUUCGUGGUUUUGCGCUGUACAAGGAAAGAUAGGAUAUUUCUGGCACAUCACCGACAUUCACUAUGAUCCAAAGUACGGCACCCAGGGAAAUGCUGGGAGUGUCUGCUGGAAUACGAGAAACAACAUUGAAGGGGUUCCGAACAGACUCGACAGAAAGCUGGCUGGACAGUUUGGUGACUAUAGCUGUGAUACGCCAUGGGCAUUGAUCGAAUCAGCAGCACAGGCAAUGGAAUCAAAACACGACGAAGGAAUCGAAUUCGUCCUGUGGACGGGUGACGCGCUGACGCGCACAGCCAUGAGCGGCGAGCUUCGACUGCAGUAUUUGCAGAAUUUGACUGAUCUGUUGUCCCGCACGUUCAAGGCACAAUUUGUGUUUCCUGCAUUGGGACACGAAGACAUAGGAGUGAGCUUCGAACAGCUCUCAUUACUCUGGCAACAAUGGCUGCCUCAAGAAGCUAUGGAUACUUAUUUGAGAGCUGGCUAUUACACGAUCGAACAGAGUUCCGCGAAAUAUCUGAUCGUCUUCCUCAAUACGAAUCUUUGGAUGAAUCUAUCGGAAAAUCGUAUGGCGCAUCGAACCAGCGGUAUCACCGUCGAUAAUUCACAGGAUCCAUUUGGUCAAUGGCUAUGGUUCGAAUCCGUUUUGAAAAAGGCACGGAAAGAGGAUAAAGCGGUGUUCAUCGUCGGUCACACACCACCAGGAGUUGAUGAUCGUGAGAGCGGUACCGCAACCCUGAACGAGAGGCACAACGCCAAGUACCUUCAGGUGGUACGUCAAAAUGCGGACAUCAUACGCGGACAGUUCUUCGGGCACUGGCACUCUGACACGUUUCGUGUCAUCUACAGUGACACUGGAAAUCCAGUCUCCUGGAUAAUGAUAGCACCUAGUAUAUCACCGAGUACACCAGGAGGGGGACCGAACAAUCCCGGAUUUAGGCUGUACAAAUUUGAAACUGAUACAGGACAAGUUUUGGAUUAUUACCAGUAUUAUCUUAAUCUAGCGGAGGCAAAUAAGCAAGGCUCGGCAGAUUGGAAGAUGGAGUAUUCGCUCUUAGAAUAUUACGAAAUGAAUGAGAUAACAGCGAUCAGCCUGCAUGAUCUCGCCGAUCGAUUCACGCAAUCCAGCGACUACGCUUUCGUAAGUGCCUCUGGCAGCAGGAAGCACGCAACCUUCCUCGGCUUUUUCUUUUUGUGGUUGCUCCUGUUGGUGUUGCUGACGCUGAUGGUGUUGGUGCUGCUGCUUUUGCCACUCUCUGUCUUCUGGAAUUAUCGUGUACAGCAUAUCCUAGUCAUAAUAUAGUACUAUAUGUAGAAUCAUAAGAGAGAGAGAGAGAGAGAGAGAGAGAGAGAGAGAGUGUGUGUGCGUGUAUGUGUGUGUGGAUGGUGGUUCUCAACUGGGGUGAACUAAAACUCAACUUUUUAAUCUAUAAACUCGAUUUUUCGAUUAAACGUCAUACCGACAAUAUUCGUGAUAUUUUGUAUGUUUUUCUCUUUUGUUUAUAUUUUUUUUUUCCUUUUUCUUUUUUUUCUUUUUUCUUUUUUUUUUUUUUUUUUUUUUUUUUUUUUUUUUUUUUUUAUGAGCCAGUAACCUGGAACAAUGGUACUUUCGAGAACGAUACUAAAAAAUGAAAAAAUGAAAAAAAAAAAAAAAAAAAAGAAAAAUAGAAAAUAGAAAUAUUCCCUGAUCGAUCGGUUCUUCAUUCGAAAAUAUACUCCAUUUUGAUCGAGGAAACGUAUCCUUCCUCCAUCACGUAGAUCACGUAUAUCGAAUGUGUAUGUUUAUCGCUUGUGGGCUUCAUCAAAGUGGAUGUUUACAGAUCAAAUGGAAGCGAGAGUACAUACAUACAUACCAACAAUGUUUGAUCGUACAUGUAUUCGCAAUACUUGUAUCUUGCUUUGCCUCGAUAGUCGAGAAAAAGCUUUGUUUUUUAUGAAGUUUCAACAAUGACAUUCUCGCUAUUCUUUUUUUAUACAUGUGAAUUACUUUACACACACACAGAUAUAAACACAAAAAUACAAAACGCACAUAAACAUGUAUGUAUGUAUAUACGUAUGUAUGUAUCUAUGUAUCUAUGUGUGUGUGUAUGUAUGUAUGUAUGUGUAUAUAUGUCCUUACGCAAACGUGAUUCAUUCAAUUCAAAUAGCUAAGUUAUAAAAUGUAAAAGGUAACAAUUCCCUUCGCGAUAACGUCAACGCGAAUAAAAUAUACAAUUUUUACGAGGAAAAUGAAAAAAAAAAAAAAAAAAAAAAAAGAAAAAAAAAAGAAGAAAAAAAGAAGAGAUUUCUCAUCUCCCUUUUUUCUUUUUUUUUUUUCUUUCUUCUUCUAUCUUUCUUUCCUUUUUUAUUCCCUUCCUAAAACUUGCAAAGCUCUUGAAAGAAAAUGUUUUAUGUACGUAUAAAAUGGAAUACCGAUGGUACACGUUAAGAAAGGAUUCCUCCAAACGAAUAAUACGAUUUGAGUAAGAUAUCUAUCUCUGUGCUCACUGUAUCAUGUAUUUUACAAUAAACUAUAUUAUUAAAACCGA
This is a messenger RNA of Vespa velutina, 3207 nucleotides long. Its product is annotated as acid sphingomyelinase-like phosphodiesterase 3b. Gene Ontology annotation, molecular function: hydrolase activity. Bases 636 to 1982 code for a protein of 448 amino acids. The transcript is spliced from 10 exons. The record is from RefSeq and is a predicted model, not a curated record. Lineage: Eukaryota; Metazoa; Arthropoda; Insecta; Hymenoptera; Vespidae.